ACCUCUCCCCAAAACCAAUCAUCGCGGCCCCGACCAGCGACUCCGCACGAAGUUCGACGUCUCCCGCCUCGCGUCCAAGCAGAAUGGUCAAACUCAAGAUCGGAGCAGCCGCCUUACAAGCCUUCCAUCUAGCUCAGCAGGAGCAGCAGCAGGAGGUAAAUCCAAGAUCCCCCGCUGCAUCCGCGACGCCAUCGCAACAGCAGCAACCACGACCACCGCCUCCCAUUGAAACCCCUACGCGUCCUCCGAAAUCCUCGAAACAGAAAUCCUCGGUGGUGAAAUCCUCUAAGAAAGGCCGACCAUCCUCCAAGACCACUGCUUCGGAAGCGGGCACCCCGGCGCCGCCGCGCACAAAGAAGGCGAAAACCGCCGCCGAACCUCCCCAAACACCGUCUUAUGCCGCGCCGCCGCAAUCCACCCCGUUGCCAAGUGUUAUACCGAAGAUCAAGAUCAAGGGAUACACUCCUGCGGUAGCGACACUGCCGCCUCCGCCCCCACCGCCGCCGUCCGCCGUCGCUCGUCCACCAAAGCCGAAAUUGAAACUCACCUCGUCAUCCGUUGCAGCCGCGCAAGCCGCCGCCGGGGCGCCGUUUCCCAAUGUUCCCUUCGCCAAUGGCCCCGCGCGCACCCCCACCAUCAAACUGAAGCACACACCGAAACCCACCACGUCCCGCAAGCGCCGUCACGACCCCGGCAACGGCUACGACUCUGAGGCCUCCGACCGCGAGGAAGACCCGGCCAUCGAAGAGAAUUUUAUCCUCCGCAUGCAACCAGGCCCGGACUGCGACUAUCUUCGCGAGGUCAUUGAGCGUAAGGAGCUCAACGUCACUUCGGAUGUGUGGAUGAAGUUUAAGGAGCCACGGAAGGCGGUGGUGUGCGUACGUGGCCACCUGUAUGCCGCCGCGCUGGUCGACCUCCCGUGCGUCAUCGAGGCGAACAAAACCCUCGACAAGAAGAACAUUUUCAAGGUUGCCGACAUCUGCCAGAUGCUGCUGGUCACCCAGCGGCUCACGCACGAAGAGGAGAUCUGGAGUGUCAAGCUCAACCACGGCGAGCAGCAGUACCCGCACGGCCUCACCCCGCCAAUGCAGUACGCGCGGAAACGACGGUUCAGGAAGCGGAUCAGCAACCGCACGAUCGAGGCGGUCGAGGCCGAAGUGGACCGACUCCUUAAGGACGACGAGGUCGCUGAAAACUCCAAGUUCCACCUCGUUGACGCGGCGGAGCUGGAUCGCGAGGGUUCUCCGGAGUCAGAGGCCGGCGAUGACUACGCAUUGCUAGGAGAAGAGGAGUAUGACGACGAGCAGGACGCAGAGGGCGAGGCCGACGUCGAAUAUCUCUACGCGCCGCAGGAUGGCGACGACGUCGAGAUGGACGAGCAGUCCCUCGUCAACGACCUGGAGUCUGCGCUGUUCGAUGCGGGCGAUGACGAUGCGGCCGCCGGCAACGAGAGCGAAACCAGCGAUGAGGACGAGGAGGAGGAGGUGGUCCCGCCGGAGCCCGAGCUCUCGGACGAGGCAAAGGAGGCGCUGCAGCAGAGGGAGAAGCUCAAGGAGGAGAUCCAGGACCUUGAGGAAAUGAUCGCGAGCAAGGCUACGGAGUACGAGAAGAUGGGCAACGCCAUGCUCAAGGCGCGCGUCGGAAAGGUCAUUCUCGGAUUCCAGAACCAGUUGGAUAUCAAGAGGGAGAUGCUGGCGCAGUUGAACGCGUGAAAUAGAUUCAUUGGUUAGUGGGGAUCAAUCACAAUUGAGAAUGGAGAACGCGUUCGAGAUUUUUCAUUAGUGACUUGAUUUUAAUUGUUUGCUUGCUUGUUUGUUUGUACAGUAUAGGUCGCUGUUUUUGUGUUUUUUUAUGUGGGCUGCAGGUGUUCAUGGGCGUCUGUUUCUCUGUUUGCUUUGAUUUUAUUUGCUUGAUUUUGGGGUGUUUGCGUUGUUUUUCUUUCCUUCUUUAUGGUUUAUUUCAUUUUUGGAAGUGGGAGGG
This is a messenger RNA of Tricharina praecox, 1980 nucleotides long. RefSeq names its product TAFII55 protein conserved region-domain-containing protein. The coding region runs from base 84 to 1712 and encodes 542 amino acids. Gene Ontology annotation, molecular function: RNA polymerase II general transcription initiation factor activity. Gene Ontology annotation, biological process: RNA polymerase II preinitiation complex assembly; transcription initiation at RNA polymerase II promoter. The record is from RefSeq and is a predicted model, not a curated record. Gene Ontology annotation, cellular component: transcription factor TFIID complex. The transcript has a single exon. Lineage: Eukaryota; Fungi; Ascomycota; Pezizomycetes; Pezizales; Pyronemataceae.